AGUAAAUCAUUUAAUUACCUGCUUCUUUUUAGAUGGUAUAGUAAAUCAUUUAAUUACCUGCUUCUUUUUAGAUGGUAUAGUAAAUCAUUUAAUUACCUGCUUCUUUUUAGAUGGUAUAGUAAAUCAUUUAAUUACCUGCUUCUUUUUCCACAUUGAAAAGGCUAAAAUGAUCAGCUGUGGAAUAACCGCAGAUGGAGUGUUCCUCCCCAAGCCUCCGGGGGAGAUCUUCCGGACGCAGGGGUUCCACAAAGUUCCAUUCAUGACAGGUGUAACCAGCCAGGAGUUUGGCUGGUUGCUGGGAAGUUACCUGGGUCCUGCAGGCUGGGAGAAGGGUUUGGAUCGGGAAGAGAUCAUGCCUCUUCUGGCUUUACUGUACCCUGAGCCGGCAGAUCAGCGGAUCAGAGAGCUGAUCGUUGAUGAGUACCUGAGAACUUCCAAAGACCGGAGUACCAAUCGGGACCGCUGGCUGGAACUGAUGGGAGACGUCAUGUUUGUCAUUCCUGCCAUCGAAUCAGCCAGUUUUCACAGAGAUGCUGGAGUGCCCGUCUACUUGUACGAGUUCCAGCACGCUCCCGGCCUGCUCCGGGACAGGAGGCCGAGCUUCAUCAAGUCUGACCACGGAGAUGAAGUCCUUUUCGUGUUUGGGGGCCCUUUCUGGAAGGGGCACAUACAUUUCUCAGAUAAGUUUACUGAGGAGGAGGAGCAGCUAUCCAAAACAGUAAUGGCCUACUUUGGUAACUUUGCUCGAACUGGGUCUCCCAAUGGAGAUGAUCUCGUUCCCUGGCCACAGUAUGGACAGAGUGAGGAGUACCUGGAAAUUGGGCUAAAGGUCAGGAGUGGACAGCACCUCAAAGCAAACCGCUACACGUUCCUGACCAAGACUCUCCCAGAAAAGAUCAGAGUUCAGCGGGAGCAGAAAGAUCAUGGCGAACUGUAACGCCCUUAACAAGCAGCAGGGGGCAGCACUGUAUCCACCAAGGCCUAUCCAGGGUAAUUUCCAGACUAAUACAUUUAAAUGAUUAUAUCUGAUCAAGAAAAUGUUCAUAGUAUUUGUAGAAAAUUACUAAAGGAGUUUCUCCUUAAAUAAAAAAAAACUUGACAAUCCAGUCGGACACUUGACCAUUUUUGAGGCAAGGAGGAUCUGUUUCCAUUGCAUCACAGCCAGAAACAGACGAAGACAUUGUUGCAUUUUACUUUUUAUUGAGAACAGAAAAGUAAAGCUGUAAUGUCCCUGAAAUCUAGAGGGAGGGGUUUAACAAUAAAAAA
This is a messenger RNA of Paramormyrops kingsleyae, 1266 nucleotides long. Lineage: Eukaryota; Metazoa; Chordata; Actinopteri; Osteoglossiformes; Mormyridae. The record is from RefSeq and is a predicted model, not a curated record.